This is a messenger RNA of Bathycoccus prasinos, 2628 nucleotides long. RefSeq lists its product with no specific name. The record is from RefSeq and is a predicted model, not a curated record. Gene Ontology annotation, biological process: lipid metabolic process. The transcript has a single exon. Lineage: Eukaryota; Viridiplantae; Chlorophyta; Mamiellophyceae; Mamiellales; Bathycoccaceae. Bases 1 to 2628 code for a protein of 875 amino acids.
AUGCCGGCACUUCGUCUGUGCGGUCGCAGUUGGCUCGUGGCUUUGGACGAUUUAGUCGUCCCAUCGUUCCUGCUUUCUUUUUUGCACGUUUUAUGGCUGUGCAUACUCGCGACUGCGUACGCGAAAAUGUCAAAGUCGUUGAAAGAGACGUGCGGUAAAGUCGGGGAGAAGGCGUUGGAUUGGGUGUUCGCGUCUCUGUCUUUAUUCUUUCUCGCGGCGAGUGUUGAGUUUUUGAUUUGUUUCGAGAGCUCGAAAGGGAAGAUAUUGGAACCGAACAAAAGGAGAAGAGCGAUACCGCUACUGAUUAUACACGCGAUUAUUUUAGUCGCGAUAGUAGGCGCGAUGGGGUACGGAGUCAAUCUGAUGAACGAAGAAGGUGGCAAGGAGUGUUACGAGACGGAAGGAGUGAACAAUUUGGUACUGACGGUCAUCGUCGGGAACUUUAUCGUAGUCGGUUUGACGGCGUUUGGCGUGUUUGCCAUGUUUUCCGCUUUCGCGCACUUAGAUCCCGAGGAAAGGUGGCAGAGGAUAUUUUCCAUCGUCGGGUGUUUGAUGUGCAUGGGGAGAGGUGGGAGUGCCACGUCUUCCAGUGGAAUAAUUCGGAAAGAUUCGGCGGCGGGGGAGGAUUUAGAAAGCAUCGAUGAAAAAAGCAGAGAACGAGGAGGGGUGACCGCGGGAAGAGGAGGUGGUAUGGGCGCCAUCGCGGAUUGUUUUAGCGAAAUAUUCCAGGGCGCUGAUUUAGUGCCGAGCGAUAUUAGUGCCGGUCUCGCGCUUUUAGCUAUACAAGACCGACGGAUGCUCAAGGAGGCACCGAAAGGGGUUCUGUUAAAACCGUCGAGCGCCGCGGCUGCGAUGGACGCUGCUUCAUCAUUCACUCCUUUGAAUGAAGGAGACGACGUCGAGCGUGGUGAAAUUGAAGCGUCGCUUUUGACAACAAACGAGUCGCCUCGAAGCGCCACUUCCUCUUCUGUAUUUUCUCAACGAGAAACGACGACGAUGUCGUGCGACGUGCCGAUUAAAUCUUCCGGGGAAAUGCUCUCGAAGACGCUCGAAGACAUGGCGCAUUACGCGAGAUGGUCGUUAGCGGCGUACGGCUGGACGUUAUACGCUUGGGCGCAUCCAUCGAAGGGAUUUAAGAUGGCGUUUUCGUUCAAAGGGAUGAGUCGCGUGUGCUGUGGGGCGUAUUAUAGGAAACAAAAGAGUAGGAAAAAUAUCGGCAGUGGUCGCGGUAGCAGUAGUAAUAGUAGUCGUAGUAAUAAUAAUAGCGGAGACGUCGUCGUAGAAGUGAGGGAAGAUGUGGAAGAAGACGAGGAAGCCGAGAAGGAGCGUUUGUAUAACUCUCGGCAAGACGUGACGCUCGAUCGCGCGGCGCUGAAAGCGUGCGCUGGAAUCUCUUCGCGAGAUAUCUUCUACAUCUCCACGAAGGAAGGCGUAGGUAAAGCGCCGUACUUCAUCGCACGGGACGUGAAGAAACGCUCGGUCGUUUUAUCCAUUCGCGGAACGCUUUCCAUCGCCGAUUGCGUCACGGAUGCCAUGUAUAAACCGACGGAGUUGGAUAUAAACUUGCUUGGUAAAGAUAUCGCGAGUAAAAAAUUCACCGGAUCGCAGUUGCACUGUCACAAAGGCAUCGCCGAGGUCUCGGAAUUUAUUUUUAACGAUUUGAACAGACAUCGCAUUUUGGACCAGGUCAUUCUCGGUGAAGAAGGCACGGCAGAAGGCGAUUCGAUUCCUGCAGAUGUUCUCUCGGAAUGUCGCGGUUGGCGAUUGGUGCUCACCGGACACUCGCUCGGCGGCGCGACGGCGUCAAUCGUGGCGCUCUUUCUGCGCGAGAAGUUCCCGACUGUGAAAGUCGUCGCCAUCGAACCUCCGGGAGGGUUACUCGGCGCAGAACUCGCGAAAGAAACGGAAAAAUUUUGCACUUCUUCCAUCCACGGACUCGAUGCCAUCACGCGUUUAUCCGGUCCAACCUUGUUAAAGCUUCGAUCGGAAGUCAUCAACGCGUUGGUCAGGUGUAAACUGAGUAAGUUUCAACUCCUUCGAAAACUGACGACUUCGCGAACUGCUCUGGUCGAAUCGGACGUAUUCAACGAUGACGAUACCGACGGCGCCUUACCUUCCGAAGCGACGAGCUUGCGUCAAAGUUUUAACGCUUUUUCCGAGCAGCAAAUCUCGUCCGAUCCAAAUAUGGCGGCGCCUUUAUACCCGCCCGGCGAGUUAUUGUACCUCCGAAAAGUCAAAUACUCUCCAAACGACGUGUCGUCCUCGUCUUCAAAGUCGGGCAACCGACGAAGGGUGAGUAAAACUAUCCGACAUUUCAACUACGAGAUUUGGAAAAUCGAAGCGAAAGAUCUCAUGGACCGCGGUUUUUUAGUCGGACCGUCUUUUUUCAUCGAUCAUUUCCCGGACACCGCGGCGGCUGUUCUCAGCGGUUUAGCCGCGUCGUUUUAUACAACCGACGCGGAAGCGGAAGAAGAACAAGAACAAGGAGAACACGAGCUCCCUGCGGAUGAUCAGACGGAUCAAAAGAGAAGAAGAAAAGCUGAACUCGUGUUAAACAGAAUGCGUUUGCCUAAAGACAAAGCGCACAUCGCGAGCGAUUUAGACCAUCUCGUCGACGACGACGUUUAA